This is a messenger RNA of Ailuropoda melanoleuca (giant panda), 2152 nucleotides long. It is a transcript of the gene FMC1, whose product is annotated as formation of mitochondrial complex V assembly factor 1. The record is from RefSeq and is a predicted model, not a curated record. The transcript is spliced from 2 exons. The coding region runs from base 100 to 441 and encodes 113 amino acids. Gene Ontology annotation, cellular component: mitochondrion. Lineage: Eukaryota; Metazoa; Chordata; Mammalia; Carnivora; Ursidae.
UGGGUGCGACCGUACCAUUUAGCUGCUAGGCGGGGGAGGGGGCAGGGAGUUAAGAGUGGCGUAGGGCGCCAUUGGGCACAACGCUUCGAGGACGGGAAAAUGGCGGCCCUAGGGUCCCCGGCGCGCACUUUACGAGGCCUUCUGCGGGAAUUGCGCUACAUGAACGAGGCCACGGGCCGACCCUAUCGCGACACCGCGGCCUAUCGGUACCUCGUGAAGGCUUUCCGUGCACAUCGGGUUACCAGCGAGAAGCUGUGCAGAGCCCGACAUGAGCUUCAUUUCCAAGCUGCCACCUAUCUCUGCCUCCUACGCAGCAUUCGAGAACACGUGGCCCUUCAUCAGGAAUUUCAUGGCAAGGGUGAGCGCUCAGUGGAGGAGUCUGCUGGCUUAGUAGGUCUCAAGUUACCCCAGCAGCCUGGAGGGAAGGGCUGGGAGCCAUGAGAGUGGAGAGAGUCCUUGGAUGCUGCCAUCAUACAAGAAUUUAAUCAUUUCUUUCAAUAUGUAUUUAUCAUUAAAUUUUUGUUUAAGUUUAGGGUUUUUCUCUGUAAUUUUAUUGACUGAAUGUUUCUUAGGGAGGUUUCAUCCUUUCAUUGCUUUUACUGAACUUCUUGUAUUAGGCUGAUGGAUGCUCUUGAUCUACUUCUAGAACUCUUAUUUUUAUUUUAAAAGUAUACAAACUUACUGUUUUAAGUAACUCAGAUGAUACAGAAUAUAAAAUAAAAGGUGUCUUUUUUUCUUUACCCUUGUCCCUCCCCUAUUACAUCCCCAUUACCAGGUGGUAACUUGCUAACAGUUUGGUGUGGGUCUUUCCAGCUAUUUCCUAUAUACAAGCAUACGAUUUUUUAUAUAUACACAUACACUUUAUUUAAAAAUACACAAAUAUGUUGUGUUUGAGGUCCCAAAAGAAAGCAGUAACAAAUAGGGUUACUGAGGAGAGUUAAUGAGGGGUAUAGAAAGAUGUAGGUGAAUUACAGUCAGCAAGUUGUGAAGCUCCAAGGGGCUAGCACCAUUUGCGGGCUGUUAUCUCCACAGGGUGACAGAAUCGACCCUUAGGUAUAGGACUAUGGCCCCCACUCAACUGCAGGCCGCAGGGAGAAAGUCCAGGGAGAGGGUGGGGGAGGUGGAAUGAGCGUACUGACUUCUGCCUUCUAAUCUCAAAUUGUUCUUCCUCUUGAAUUGUCUAUCAGCGUGAAAGGCUCCACUAAGCACUUGGCUGACCAAGUAAACUUUGACUUCAUUCUGUAUUCCUGUCUCUCCUUACUCUGCAUAUCUAAUCAGCAAUUUCUGCUUCUGCAAUGGGUCUAAUAUCCUUUUCCCCCUCUCAGUCUUCAUUGCCUCUCUUCUAGUUCAAGCACUGAUAAUCUUUUGGUUGAACUAUUGAACUACUCUCCUCAGUGGUCUCUUUGCUUCUAACAUCCUCAAAGAGAAAUUAUUCUUUCUGUGAACUACCAGCAAAUAUCUGUGCCCACUUUGUGGUCUAGCUAAGUUUCUCGUAGGCAUGUCUUACAGCUUCUUUUUCCCUGGACUGCAAGCUCCCGAAGAGUAAGGACCAUGUCUCAUUCAUCUUGGUAGUCUCCAAAGCACCUUCCACAGUGACUUUAUACAUAGCAUUAUUCAAUAUUUUGAAUACGUGGCUCAGUGAGUACUACUCACGAGGAGGCCUGCAAACCAAAAGGGUCUAUUCAUAAAGCAGUUCAAAACACCAUCUAAGAGAGUAACAUGGAAACAAUAGUAUUAAGAGGCCAAACAAGCAUUUAUUCAAUUAAUGUAUCAAAGAAAUAGAAGUACUUAACAUUUUUUCCCUUGCUUUAUUUCAUGGGCAUUAUUAUCUGAAGAUGUUUUACUUUGGUAAAAUGAAGAAAGCAAAAGGAUUAGGGUAGGUUAAUGUUUUGAUUUCCUUUGUUGUUACAAUAUUGUAUAUAUAAGAAAGAUCUGAGGAAGAAUUGCCUAACUAGAGUAAGAUAUUUAUUAUGGGUUUGAAGUGAUAGAGACCUAGAUUUUAAUCCACUUUUAUAAUUUACCAGCUGUGUUAUCUUGGGCAGGUUAGUUGACCUGAGCUUAUUCCCUCUUCUGUAAAAUGGGAAUGCCAGCAAGGUGACUGUAAUAAAUACAUAAAAUACUUGCACAGUAAAUAAUGAAUGCCUGACAAAAA